Echinostoma caproni is the source of this 453-nucleotide messenger RNA. Lineage: Eukaryota; Metazoa; Platyhelminthes; Trematoda; Plagiorchiida; Echinostomatidae. The record is from the annotation of a GenBank genome assembly.
AUGAAUCACGCGAACUGGGUUGAGGUAUUGGAGGUUUUCAAUAUGUGCAUUCUUCAAGGGGACAGCUUUUUGCAAUCUGCGGGUGUGUACGAUGAUCUGUAUUACGAACUGAUCCGAAUGCACAAUUUGUUCCAAAAUUUGCACGAACAUGGGGAGCAUUGGUUGUGGUCCAUCGUAAAUCAUUUCAACGCGAAAAUAGCGGCAUUUGAGAGUGCAAACGGUCUCACCUCAGUUACGGAGAAUCAGGUGUUGGCGGUCGUUCGCGAAAAUUACGAUUCUCUCACGUUGCGGGUACAUGAGGACUUAGAUGUGCCGGACUCCUACGUUGAAGAGGAGGAUCAUCUUCUGUUUGACACAUUGGUCGAGACCGUACUGAAACAAACACGUAAAGAUUGCAUGGACUCUAGUUUGCAAAUGCAGUCCUAUUUCCACGAGCUUUCUGCCAUUUCCUAA